This is a messenger RNA of Suillus paluster, 1275 nucleotides long. Its product is annotated as UBC-like protein. The record is from RefSeq and is a predicted model, not a curated record. The coding region runs from base 155 to 907 and encodes 250 amino acids. Lineage: Eukaryota; Fungi; Basidiomycota; Agaricomycetes; Boletales; Suillaceae. The transcript has 8 exons.
AUGCCAAUAGCCAAAGCGUCUGAAUUCCGACACGUCCACACCUUGGGUGAUAUCCACGACCCACCAACUUGAAGCGACAGCUUACUUGACCACUGGCAUAGUCGUAAACUGCAAGUCUACACAUUAUUCUUGCUACAGCUGAAGCGUCAAGGCGAUGCCUGCGCUCAACAAGAACAAUUCCGCUGUAAAGCGGAUAAUGCAAGAGGCGAGGGAACUUGCAAAUGAUCCCUGCACCGAUUACCAUGCAGUUCCUCUUGAGAAUGAUAUUUUUGAAUGGCAUUGCACGCUUCGUGGCCCCGCUGGUACAGAAUUCGAAGGUGGUCUGUACCAUUUCCGAAUAGUACUUCCAGCAGAAUACCCCUUCCGACCACCUUCUCUAAUGAUGCUCACACCAAACGGGCGGUUCGAAUUGAAUACCAAGAUAUGCAUCAGCUUUACAAAUUACCACGAAGAGGAAUGGCAGCCUGCAUGGGGUGUUCGCACAGCUAUCAUCGGACUCCAAGGAUUCUUCCCUCUGAAGGGUCAGGCGGCUGCCGGUGUUGGUUCCGUCGAAUAUCCCGUCUCGGAACGCAAGCGUCUGGCCCAACUGUCACGGGAGUGGGUCUGUCCACAAUGUAGCCAGUCAAAUCUUACUCAUCUCCCGGACCCCGAGGAGGGACCAUCGAAGCAUGAAAACGUGUCAUUGCCGCCGCCUACCAUCACCCCAGACGUCAGAGUUGUUCAACAGAGCGUGAUACCCACUCCUAUUCCUCGGUCCGACAGGAUCGAAGAAGUGACACAACAUCGCAUACGUGGAACUGCGCAAUUUAUGCGUCGUAAUCCGCACCGGCCUCCCCUAAUACUUGAUACCGCUAUCUGCGUGCUCCUGGUGUUAGUUUUAGCGUUACUCUGCCGUCGGGUUUUGUGAUGAGGCAUGACACAACUAGCAUUUGAUAUUUGAUAUUCGGGACUCUGUAAGUAUAUAGUUUAACCGCUCCUAUACGCUCUAGAUGGUUUCUUGACACACCUCGGAUAAAUAACUGGGGUUGAAUCGACCAGCAGUCGGUGAAUCAUAAAUUGGUCAUUGACCCUGCUGCGGGGAUUCCCUGGGGAAGUGAGCGUUAGUUUUCUAUAUUGUGCGGCUUGGAGGCGUUGCGCCCGGAAGUUGCCUGGUCGGAGGGUCAUUAACUUUAUCUAGUACCAGAUCUUGCUUUAUUUAGUUAUUAAUACUAUAUUUGGUUUACCUCCGACGUCACUUACGUGAUAAGUAUGAUAUAUUUAUGAAAUGAACUGGAC